Salmo salar (Atlantic salmon) is the source of this 2063-nucleotide messenger RNA. RefSeq lists its product as uncharacterized. The record is from RefSeq and is a predicted model, not a curated record. Lineage: Eukaryota; Metazoa; Chordata; Actinopteri; Salmoniformes; Salmonidae.
AUGAAUCUGACGUGUUGGUCAUGAGAGAGUGACUCAUGCAGUAGAUCUUUAAUUCCGCCUUUGAACCAGUUUUACUUUCAUACACAACUCUCGACUAGACAGAACUUCAUCGGGUGUGCUCAAGUCAAAGCAGAUCCCCACCAGCUGCAACCUGUUCCAUAAUCAAGAUCGCUCCAAGUCGUUCCUCCAAAGUAGACAAGUCGUUCCUCCAUGACGUGAACGUGGCCUAAGCCUCUGUACUACUCGAAUCCUUCUAACUUGUUGAAACUCGCCGAACAAUGACUCCCACCAAGACAAGCCAGGACGGCUCUCACCAUGACAGCUCAGUGGUUGCAUCCGCCUCAAAUUUCCCCCCAACACAGAUUCAUAUCAACAAAGGUUCCAUCCUAACCCCCUCUGAUGGCUCAGGGGACUCAGCAGGGUGGUCAGCCACUGUGAAGACCCCAGCCUCCGGGACCACCAGAGCCACAGCCAGCCAGGCCAGGGGAGCAGGAGCAAAGACCACAGAUGCACGUUACGCCAAAAAGAACAUCCCUACUGUCAGAUAUCAUCCUGACAUCCCAGAGAAGAAACCUGAGGCCCAUCAGCAUAGUCAUAGCCCUGUCAAGAGCAGCCAGGUCAGGGGUAAGCCUUUGAUCUCUCCCCCCAGGACCAACCAGGUUGGGGGGAGCUCCGUGGUCUCUCCCCCCAGGCCCGAAGCCAUGCCCCUGGGGUUAGGUCAGAAGAUGGAGGGUGGUGUUGUGGAGGCGGUGGAGGUCCAGACCCGGGGCCAGAGGGAGAACCCCAGCUGGUUCGCCUGGCGUCAGAACCGCAUUACAGCGUCCAUCGCUCACCGCCUCGCCCACAGCCGCUUCGUCACUGGCCAGAGCCAGACCCCGCCUGCUUCCUAUCUGGCCUCCAUCACCGGCCGUGGCACCAACGUCAAAACCCGCGCCAUGAACUGGGGCAUUGAGCGGGAGGCCGAGGCCGUGCGGAGAUAUCAGAGCCUGAAGAGCAAGGCCCUGGGCCGGGCGGUGAGGGUGCAGGAGUGUGGCCUAUUCAUCGACCCCAAGCGCCCCUGGCUAGCAGGCAGCCCUGACGGCAUUGUAGAGGACCAGAGGACCGGCCAACGGCUGCUCUGCCUGGAGGUCAAGUGUCCCUACAAGCACCGUCUGAACACUGUAGCCCAGGCCUGUAGAGAGGACCCAGCCUUCUGCCUGACGAUACAGGACCAGGGUGUGGGACAGGUGAGGUACCAUCUGAAACCAGACCACACCUACUACACCCAGAUCCAGUGCCAGCUGGCGGUGACAGGGUUAACCCAGGCUGACCUAGUGGUGUUCACCCUGAAGGAAACAGCCAUCAUCCCUGUGACCUUUGACCCUACCUUCUGGGAUGACACGCUGGUCAAGCUGGAGAUGUUCUACACCAACGCUGUCCUGCCCUACGUCAGAGACAACGGACUGGACGUACCAGCCAUGAGGCCAGAGGAGUAGCUAGCAGUCCAGGCAUGUCUGGACACUGAACACACAGGGGGUGGCUAGCUGGUUCAGGAUGUCAGAUAUGGAAGUCCUGAGACAAACUGUAGUUGUGUCUGUGGUGAAGGUCUGGGUAGUGUAAGUGGUAAAGGGCAAUGGAGACUGCAUAGAUAAGUGGUGGAGGAACCUUCUGCUUUUGUCAGGUAGGCUUGGAGAUUUGAAUCUAUCACUUUACUGUCAAAUAUUUGAAUGUAAAUAAACCAUGCCUGCCUUAAGUAAUCUCAGAUACCUGGAGCUGAUUUCAUGCAUGCAGAGAUCAACCUAUAUGAUCAUCAGUAGUGUGGCAGCUGACUGGAACAUAGAGUAGUUGUGCUGGAGAUCGGGUGCUUAAAUGGACACUAGAAGAUGACAUGCUUAAUGAUCGUGAUGCUUUGCUCCAUUAAAACAAGACCAAACCACAUUAUCUGGUCUGGUGACUGAUGUUGUGUACAAGGUACUUGUGAAAAGAAUAUGUAAUUAUGUAAACAGAAUAACAAUGAGACUAACGAGUUAGUCCUUGACCUUUAUUACUGCAUGUGUCACAUAUAAUAAACAACUCUAAGAAAA